AUGGCUCCCUCCCCUCAAUGCUCUGCCCUCGCUGCCGCUAAGGAGAGGAAGGGUCUGUCCUACGGCCAGAUCGCCUCUCAGCUCGGCACCUCUGAGCAACACGUCGUCGACAUCUGCACUGGAAGCAAGGCCGCCACUUCUGACGAGUUCAAUGCUCUCGCUCAAGUCUUGGACAUCAAGGCCGCUCCCCCUCACGACUCCGCUCACGUCACCAAGUAA
Messenger RNA from Stereum hirsutum FP-91666 SS1, 219 nucleotides. RefSeq lists its product as uncharacterized. Bases 1 to 219 code for a protein of 72 amino acids. The transcript has 4 exons. NCBI's taxonomy places the organism in Eukaryota, Fungi, Basidiomycota, Agaricomycetes, Russulales, Stereaceae. Gene Ontology annotation, molecular function: DNA binding. The record is from RefSeq and is a predicted model, not a curated record.